AUGAACCAUCGAGCUCACAGCACUGAGCUCCCGACUCUUGCUCGCAGUGGCUUUCGCUCUUCCUAUAGUCGUUUACAUGGCAAGUUUCGUCAAAUUCCACAAUCUGUACUUAUUGUAAUAGUGUUGGUCGUCCUUGGUCUGCUCGUCGUGACAGCCGAUUUCGUGUUUAUAUGGCAAGCCACAUCAGGUACUGAAGGUCAAGACCAUGUAGCAAUUUUUCAGGAGAAUAAUAGGAAUCCAUUGGGGCAAAAAUUUGAUAGGAUACCGCUGGUUGAUAAUCCGGUUAUUUCUUCCAGGAAUAUGAAGCAUAUGGAGAAGCAGCUCGUGUACACGCUUCACAGGAUAGCGCAAAACACAAGUGAGAAGCGUGGUAUUGUGCUGCCAAUGUUUGACAAAAUUGCAACGUGGGGAGUAUCGCAGAUAAUGCAACUACGAGCGAUGAAUGUAACGCUGCCAGUUGAAGUACCACAUUGUGGGGAUUGGAACGUAUUAAGGCAACGCGCAGUACUCGAGAAGGAAGAUUUGGGUAUUAUUCGUUUCUAUGAUUUUGAGGAGAUUAUGCUCCUUGAUGCUGACACGUUGCUUUUUGAAAGCCCAAUGAUGCUUUGGGAGACGGAAAAGUAUCGCACGACUGGUACGCUAUUCUUCCACGACCGUCUGAGUCAGGAGAACCAAUAUUUGGGUAAACGGAUUGGUAAAAAUGCGCAUGUGAGCAGACUGAAUCAAUAUAUUUCGCAGUUUGAUGUGGCAUAUUUUGCACCGCUAAGAAAUAUUGAGCGACCAAAAGCAACAAGCAAGAACAAGAUUCCAGUGAGCUUGAAUAAUUACUCGCCUAGCGAGCACCUACUAACAAGCCACUCGUGGAACCAGCGCGCAGGCCACGAGAUGGACUCGUCGUUGGUGUUGUGGAACAAGAAGCGGCAGCCGCGAGCAACUGCGAUUCUGGCAGCAUUUAUGGCAGGAAACGGUAUCAGAGGACCCCCAUCCUAUGGCGACAAGGAAUUGUUCUUCAUAGCCGCUGAGCUUGCUGAAACGCAAUACGCCUUUUCUGAUUUUGGAGUAGGUAGCUUUGGCUGGGAUUUUCGUGAUAAUGGCCCGGGCAAAUCGGUUCUCUGUGGUUGUGCCAUGCACUACUACCCGGUGAAAUCUAUGAACACUAGUGAUCUUGUCAACACAAGCUUGCUAUAUGUGAACUGUGAAGACCCAUUUGUGGAGGACGGUUUUACUAAAAAACCUAUCUACUACACUCAAGCGCGGUUGUACGAGGUAUAUGCCGGUUCUUUCAAAAAGCAUAAACUUUCACAGGAAUGUCCUUUUGAUAUCACGGGCGUACGUUUAACCUCUGCGCAGGAAGACUUGAUUUUGAUGCGUCAACGCUUUAUUAAGAUUGCUAAGGCCAUAAUGGGAUGA
Messenger RNA from Peronospora belbahrii, 1410 nucleotides. NCBI's taxonomy places the organism in Eukaryota, Oomycota, Peronosporomycetes, Peronosporales, Peronosporaceae. The record is from the annotation of a GenBank genome assembly.